AUGCCACGAAACCAUAAAAGAUCCUCAUCAAGUGGUCAUGUGAAUGCAACAACGAAAAAGACAAAAGAUAAACCUACAUACAAAAUUAUUGUAUUAGGUAGUGGUGGAGUUGGCAAAUCAGCAAUAACUAUACAAUUUGUAAAAUCAUUUUUUUUCUCUGAUUAUGAUCCAACAAUCGAAGAUUCAUAUGUAAAACAAUGUUUAAUUGAUAAUCAAAUAGCUCAAUUAGAAAUUCUUGAUUCAGCUGGACAAGAAGAAUUUAAACCUAUGCGUGAUCAAUAUGUACGUGUUGGCGAAGGUUUUUUACUUGUUUUUUCUUUAACGGAUCGUCGAUCAUUGGAAGAAUGUUACAAAUUACAUCGUGAUAUAUUACGUAUUAAAGAUACUGAUAAUGUACCAAUGUUAUUAGUUGGAAAUAAAUUAGAUAUACGUCAAAGUGGUAUGGAUGUACAUGCACGUGCUGCAGCUGCUUCUAUGCAUAUACCAUAUUUUGAAACAUCAGCUCGAACACGUCAUAAUAUUGAUGAAAAUAAUAGAAUGGAAGUACGUCGUCGUAGUCAACGAGUAGCUAAAGUUAUAACUGAAACAAUAUCAAAAAAAGUUCAAGCUAAAAAAAAUUGA
This is a messenger RNA of Rotaria sp. Silwood2, 621 nucleotides long. Lineage: Eukaryota; Metazoa; Rotifera; Eurotatoria; Philodinida; Philodinidae. The record is from the annotation of a GenBank genome assembly.